Cercocebus atys (sooty mangabey) is the source of this 1521-nucleotide messenger RNA. RefSeq names its product cholecystokinin (gene CCK). NCBI's taxonomy places the organism in Eukaryota, Metazoa, Chordata, Mammalia, Primates, Cercopithecidae. The coding region runs from base 901 to 1248 and encodes 115 amino acids. The record is from RefSeq and is a predicted model, not a curated record. Gene Ontology annotation, cellular component: axon; extracellular region. The transcript has 5 exons. Gene Ontology annotation, molecular function: neuropeptide hormone activity. Gene Ontology annotation, biological process: digestion.
ACUUCCAGAGUGGAAUACGGAUUCCGAUUUUAAAAUAAGCGCUUCUAAAUCUUUCUCCUUCCCUCUAAGACGAAUGAGGGAAAGAAAGGGAGAGGAGUUGAGGUCCCAAGGUUCAGGGAUGCCUGGUGAUCUCCACGUCCCAGGCUGGGCUGCCUCAGUGCACGGAGAGGGCGAGGGGUGCAUUGUGGAGCCUUGGCAAGCGCUCUUUCUCGAUCCUCGGUUUGCGGUCUGUGAAAUGGGGUUCGCAGUGCCUUUGCGGGGACGCCGCGAACUCAAGCACCAGCAAGCCGAUUCGAACUCAAAGGGCUUCAGGGUGUAGACGACCACCGCGCACUGAGGGACUACGGGUCGGCCCGCUCCGGAGCCAGGAGAGUAACUGCGCGCAGGGAAAGGCGCACUGCAGCCUUGGUGCCUCCCUUCCCUCCAUCGGACGGGUGAGUGACGACGGGCGAGGUCCUCAUCUCCAGGCUGCGCAGCUGAGUUCUGGCAGCUGCGUAAAGAAAGACCCAGAACACCAACAGCCAGCUGUGGCCGGAGCCCUUUCACUGACCCGGAACACUAGCUCUCAGAAACCUGGAGAACUGCGAGGGCUUUUAAUGCGGCUGAGAAGAAAGUAAAGACCCGGACUCCUCUCUCCUUCGAAAGAGCCCACACAAGUAUGAAGACCAGCGCCUCGGACGCUCCGGGGAGCCACUUCAACCGGUUGUCGUCCCAGUGGCCACCCUCUGAGCACGUGUUGCUGCCAGUCUGCGUCAGCGCUGGGUAAAUACAUGACUGGGCGACGCCACCGGGAGGGGCUAUUUAAGAGGCAGCCGCCCUCUGGUCCUCCCUGAACUUGGCUCAGCUGCCGGGCUGCUCCGGUUGGAAACGCGAAGCCAGCUGCGUUCUAAUCCAAAAGCCAUGAACAGCGGCGUGCGCCUGUGCGUACUGAUGGCGGUACUGGCGGCUGGCGCCCUGACGCAGCCGGUGCCUCCCGCAGAGCCCGCGGGCUCCGGGCUGCAGCGGGCAGAGGAGGCGCCCCGUAGGCAGCUGAGGGCAGUGCAGAGAACGGACGGGGAGUCCCGAGCGCACCUGGGCGCGCUGCUGGCAAGAUACAUCCAGCAGGCCAGGAAAGCUCCUUCUGGACGAAUGUCCAUCAUUAAGAACCUGCAGAACCUGGACCCCAGCCACAGGAUAAGUGACCGGGACUACAUGGGCUGGAUGGAUUUUGGCCGUCGCAGUGCCGAGGAGUAUGAGUACCCCUCCUAGAGGACCCAGCUUCCAUCGGCCCAACGAGAAGCAACCUCCCAACCCAGAGGAGGCAGAAUAAGAAAACAAUCACACCAUAUCUCAUUGUCUGUGGAGUUUGACAUUGUAUGUAUCUAUUUAUUAAGUUCUCAAUGUGAAAAAUGUGUCUGUAAAAAUUGUCCAGUGCAACCACACACCUCACCAGAAUUGUACAAAUGGAAGACAAAAUGUUUUCUUCAUCUGUGACUCCUGGUCUGAAAAUGUUGUUACGCGAUUAAAGUGAUUUCAUUCUGC